AUGGGAGACUCAUCCAAGCCUGCCCCAACCCGAAAGACUGAGCGUUCCCACGAAGAAAACCAAGAGCGAGCGUAUAUUGCUGCCUCAAGGAGAUCGGAUCGAAGUCUUGAAGCCCGUGUUCAGUCGGCCAAGAUGGCCAGCGAAAUCCACAAGAAACGAACUGGCAAGGCCUUCCGAAUCACAGAGGAGAUCGUUAUGAAGGAGGAGAUGUACGAGGAAGAGGAUGAUGAAUUCCCUCGAUCAUACCGGAUUCUCAGGCAGAGCAUGCAAACCGACAACCCCGCUUUCAAUGCUAGGGUGGACGCAUAUCUCAUUAACCGUGUGGCCAUGUCACAAAUGAUCUCGGCCACUGAGAGCGACUGGCGCAAUAACGAAAUCAAUAUGGAAUUCGCGAGGAUGUUUCCUCAAGCUGAGCAACAAGCCCAAUCUCUUUCCCAAAGAUACUCCACGCCAGGCUACUCAGGGUUUCACACACAAAACAACACCAUCUCGUCCCCCAUGGAGCAGCAUUUUGAACCAAACUUCCAGCCUAUCAACUAUGGCCCACCGUUUAGCAAUAGACAAGGCGGCAAUCGAAGCCUUUCCAUGUCAGGCCCUAUUUCAGAGCCAAGGAGCGACACGGCCAUGUCGCCCUCAGCUCUCACACCAGGUUUAGGGUCUCAUCCGGAGACGCCGCAACCUCAUUGCACAGCAUCUUUUGCAAACGUACAGCCGCCUCACAUGAUGGAAUAUGAUCCAGACAGCUCGGCUUUCACUUCAGCCCUACCAACUGAGGCCAGGCUGUUGAUGGGUGAGGGCAUGAACGAGACCUUCAGCUCUAACCUUUAUUCUGAACCUCACAACUGGGGGGCUUCCCAAUCUUAUCCUUACGGCGGCGAGUCCAAGUAUGUUAAAGAGGAAGACGUCGGUCUCGGCAUCCCUGCCGAUAGUUACCCUGAGCUAUCAUGGGAUCGCUUCGAUAGCGGCACACCCACCAAAACCUUCGGCGACCAAGAGCCUGCAUGGGAUUCUUUUCUCAACGAGAAUUGGGGCAAUGAGCAGCAGCAGCAAUAA
Molecule: messenger RNA, 1053 nt
Organism: Fusarium tjaetaba
Lineage: Eukaryota; Fungi; Ascomycota; Sordariomycetes; Hypocreales; Nectriaceae
Exons: 2
Coding region: 1-1053 (350 amino acids)
Source: RefSeq, a predicted model, not a curated record